Myotis lucifugus (little brown bat) is the source of this 2357-nucleotide messenger RNA. RefSeq names its product mediator complex subunit 28 (gene MED28). Lineage: Eukaryota; Metazoa; Chordata; Mammalia; Chiroptera; Vespertilionidae. Gene Ontology annotation, cellular component: mediator complex. The coding region runs from base 22 to 558 and encodes 178 amino acids. The record is from RefSeq and is a predicted model, not a curated record. The transcript has 4 exons.
CCUCUUCCGGCCAUUUCAGAAAUGGCGGCUCCGCUGGGAGGUAUGUUCUCCGGUCAGCCACCCGGUGCCCCGCCCCCGCCGCCGGGCCUCCCGGGCCAGGCCUCGCUUCUUCAGGCCGCGCCAGGCGUUCCCAGAUCUUCUCCGAGUACCUUGGUGGAUGAGUUGGAGUCAUCUUUCGAGGCUUGCUUUGCUUCUCUGGUGAGUCAGGACUAUGUCAAUGGCACGGAUCAGGAGGAAAUCCGAACUGGUGUUGAUCAGUGUAUCCAGAAAUUUCUGGACAUUGCAAGACAAACAGAAUGUUUUUUUCUACAAAAAAGAUUGCAGUUAUCUGUCCAGAAGCCAGAGCAGGUUAUCAAAGAGGAUGUCUCGGAGCUGCGGAACGAGCUGCAGCGGAAAGACGCCCUGGUCCAGAAGCACCUGACCAAGCUGCGGCAUUGGCAGCAGGUGCUGGAGGACAUCAACGGGCAGCACAAGAAGCCCGCCGACCUCCCGCAGGGCUCCCUGGCCUACCUCGAGCAGGCGUCUGCCAACAUCCCCGCGCCUAUGAAGCAGAACUGAGGGAAAGCCGCAGGAAAGGGUCGCUCUCGGUGGCAUGACAUUUUGGAAGAACUCUGCCAGAGAACGAGACAUCUCAGUUGCAUGCUCCCACCUAAAAUGUUCCUGUUUUUUAUAAGCUCUUACUUUAUUAUUACUUUAUAAAAUGUGUAGCUUUGGUAAACCAAGGUAAAUAUUCGUGUUUUUAACAAAAUUUAGACUGUUAGUGUGAUGCCACUAACAUUCCUUUCUAUGUUGCUUUUUUCUGCUUGUUUUAUUUUUUAAAUGUUUGUGUAACUUUUAAUCUGUUUGUGUUUUCAGUUUUAGAUUAGUUUGUAUCAUGAGGGAAAAACUGGUCUGAUCUGUGAAUCAAAGGAUGAGGAUUUGGGUUGUAGGCCUUUUAUCUUAAUUAACCCCCAGUGGCAGUAAGGUACAAAUAUGUAAAUUUGCCACGUUUCUAGACUUUGAACUACCUCAAGAAGAGGAAUCUAAUACAGCAAUGUUUGUAAUACAUCCAGAGCUCUCAGAAUGAGAUCUUUUGUAAAUACUUGGAAGAGGAUUGUCAUAGCUUAGGUUAGUGCAGUGAUAUUAUAGUAGGAUCCUUAAGUUGAUGUUGACUUUUAUUUGUGGUAAGUUUAUAUUUUGUGUGAUGCUUGCUUUUUUGGGUUGGGAGGCUGCAGGAGGAGCAGUGAUAUGUAAAUUUUGUCACAUUGUGCAGUGAAGCAUCAGUCUAAAUAGCAGACCCGUUCCCACUAGCACGCCUCGGGCAGAGGUGAAGUGUGAGGGUUAGUCUCUUUGUUUUGAGUUUUGUUUGCUUGUGUUGUUUGUGUCUUGCUUUUGUGGAGCAGAAAUUUCCCAUUAAGGAAGGUUCUUGCUAAUGGGUGGUGGUGAUUCCAGGGGACAGGGCCUCAGGGUGGGGAGCGGCCUGCAGGUUGACCCUCGGUGACUUCCUCUCCACAGAGAGCAUGUGGAGCCUCAGCACUUGGGAAGGUGCUUUACCCUCUCGGUGGUCACACGGGCCAACACGAUUAUGGAGAUGCUGCUGCUGAGAAACACCGCCGGGUGCUGUGUCUGCCUGUCCCUGAACGAGGCUCCUUUCUUGGUUGUUUAGGUCUGGCUAGAUUACAUCCCCUUACCCCAAACAAGCACCGCUGUCUCCUGAACAGGCACUGCCUCUGGGGCUCGGUAUCUUGACUUGUUUUGUUUUCUCCAGCCUUGAAGGCCCCUCCCGUAAGCACUGACAUCUGCUCGUGGUGCCUGGAUGCUCCCUGAAGCCUCGAAAUGCCCUCCCUGCUGCCCCCCGCCCCUCAGGACACAGCACUUCCUGUCUCCUAUCAGCCUUGCUUGAUCUCCCUCGAGGGUUAGUAAUUUGUAUGUGUCUCUGUGCCCCUCAUGAGAAUUAGGCAUUAUUUUCCUCUGAACAUAGAGAGAUCAUGUAUUAUCUCUUCUACAUAGUACUUGCUACCCAUUGUUGUUUGUGCGUGUAUGGUAUACAGCCUGAGGCCACUUAGUCCCCUCACUGAACAUGUGUGAGUUAAAACUUUUUAAAAAAUUUUUUUCUCAGAUAACAUGACUUCAGGGUUGUUAACCUGGCCAUCUCAUGCUGAUUAGAAGCUCUGAUUGGCAGCUUUGGAUUUCUUCAUUAAAAACCAAAUUAAACUGAUUUAGGCAUCUUUCAGUAAUAAAGCGGUUCUUGGUGAAAAGUUCAGGAACUGUCCUCCUUGGUGCUUAGUGAAAAGACUUUGAAUUAAUGUAUGUAUCAGUUAUUGCCAUUUUUUAUUAAAUUCAAAAAAUUUCUAGCACAUAAAUAAUUUUUCAAUCUU